AAUUGAUGACGGUGCGAUUGAAACGGGAAAAUCAACAGUCAUCGGCAGAAUUGAUCGGAAAUAGUUACGGUGCGAUUGAAAGUAUUAAACGCGUAUCACAAAAGAAGCACAAGAUAAAAAGUUCACUCCAUCAAAUUCUUGAAACUGCUGCCUCUCAAUGAAGACGGAUCAGCAGGAUAAGAUGGAUAGCAAAACGCGCCUGGAUGAGGGCCGUGACAUCCCACCGGCGCUGCGGAAGUUGCUCGAAUGGGAUGUCAUCGCUACCAAACGUUUCGUCAGCUUCAUGCUCAACUUCGUGCCGUUCCGCUCACUCCGGACCCACUGCAAAGUCCUGGAAUAUUCGUGCCAUGGCAUUGCCUGGCUGGCCGGAUGGUUGGCCUUCUGCUGGAUGAUCGACAAAUCCGACUGGUAUCAGAUGCAGGUCAACUUAUUCAUCGGUCUUCUAACGGACAUAGUCGUCGUUGCCGUCAUUAAAGCGGCCACCCGUCGGCGUCGCCCAGCUGUCAACGACGAUCCCUUCUGCAUCGGUCCGGACAAGUUUAGUUUCCCCUCGGGACACGUUUCGCGUGGUGUUUUCAUCGUAACCUUCCUGACCUGGCUCGACCCGGUAACAUUUGUCCUGUGGCCUCCGCUGUUGGCUUGGUGCGUCGCUCUGUGCCUGUCCCGUUUGCUGCUGUACCGUCACCACAUUCUGGAUGUCUUCGGAGGAAUAAUCGUUGGGUUGACAAAUGCUUUCUUGAUUUCUAUUCUUUGGCUAGACCAGGAGAGUUGCCAGUGGUUGAUCAGCUACAUGACCGAUGAGAAAAUAUCCGGUGCCGAAUAUGGCGUCUAGAAAAGUGACCAAAGAGAUAAGUCUAUUUGAUUUUGCUUUAUUGAACUGUGGUUUACGUUAAGAUUUGAAUUGUCUAAAAGAACGUUAAUAAAUAUUUUGUUUUUCUUUCUUUUCAUGAAAUAAGUAAGCCUAACUGCAA
This is a messenger RNA of Uranotaenia lowii, 971 nucleotides long. Its product is annotated as polyisoprenoid diphosphate/phosphate phosphohydrolase PLPP6. NCBI's taxonomy places the organism in Eukaryota, Metazoa, Arthropoda, Insecta, Diptera, Culicidae. The coding region runs from base 158 to 832 and encodes 224 amino acids. Gene Ontology annotation, molecular function: sphingosine-1-phosphate phosphatase activity. The record is from RefSeq and is a predicted model, not a curated record. The transcript is spliced from 4 exons.